AUGAAGCUUGGUUGGUUUCUGUUGGCUUCUUUUUUGCCGGAAAAUAAUGGACAAGAAGCGGCGCCAGAUUUAGCCAAAUUGGCGGCGAGUUUUUCGCCGGAACAGUUGGCAGCUCUUCAAAGUGUCCUUGGCGCAAACAAAAUAGCCUCUCCAACUGGUCUUGAAAACCCGGUUGCUCCAGCUGCCACCUCCUCGGUCGCCCAGCCCGCUGCCCCAGCAGUUCCGGCAAUUCCGACUCAGCAGCCAACGACAAAACCGACAAAUGCCACGACUCUCGCUACUGAAGCCCCCGCUGCUCCUGCUCGGGGCUCGGCAACCUGUACAAGAUUGGAAGGAGCUUCGGUCGAUCUUGAGCAAGAAACGGGAAGAAUCGAGGAUAGCCCAGAAGAACUUAUUCCCGACGGACCAAGUGAAGAUGUUAACCCCGCCGAAGAUCAGCCGCUCUCGAAUUUCGAUCCUCUAGCCCCAAUUUCUGCUGAGAAUCCCGCUCCACAAACGGCUCUCCCUCCUCAAGACUCGCCCCUUCCUGCUGAAACUCCAGUAGAAUUACCUGCAGAAGAAUCAGUUGCGGAAGAAACGGUUUCAACUGACUCAACCCCAGCGCCGCUGACUAAAGAAAACACGGAUCUUCUCUCACUUCUUCAAGGAAAAUCGCCAGAACAAAUCGCCCAGCUUUUAGCUUUGGCUCAGGGACCGGGCUCAACAACUCGUGUAGAAGACCUGAGUCAGGGGUUUCUGCACAAGUCGCCGAGCCCUGCUCAGGGAAACGCUCCUGCUGAGGAUCCUCAACCAGAAGAAACUGUGGUGGAAGAACCGAUUGCUACUGAAACUAUGGAAGCAACUGAAGAAGAGAAAACUCCUGCUCCUGUUGCUCUUCCAGAAGAAGAGCCAAUCGAAGCAGAAGUAGAAAACACUGCAGCGGAAAAUCAAUCGACUGGUUUUGGAAUUCAAAUAGCUCAGCCGGAUGAAGCGACUUUGGAUAACGAAGAAACAGAAGCACUUGAAGAAGAAAAAGAAGCACAAGGUGAAGAAAGAGAAGAGCCUGUUCCAGAGGUUACUCCUGAUUUGUUUCCAGAAGGAGAGGCGGGUGAAGAUAAUGGGGAAGAAGUUUUGAAUUUUGAAGGCGAUACACCAAUAGAAACUGAAGAACUCGGAGAAAACCCCCGCAUUCAACUCCCUGCCGAAUCUCAAAAUGAUAAAGCUGAAGAAGAAGAACCGCAAAUAACCGAACCAGAGCUUGAAAUCCCCGCAGAGACCACUCAAGAUCUCGAAGACGAAGAAGACGUCCUAGACAACGAGUACGAAGAAGAAGCCGGAGAGGAAAAUGACGCAGAUGCUUACGAUGAAUACGAAGAAUACGACAAAUACGGCGAAAGCUACGAUGAAGAAUACGACGGAGAGUACGACGAAAGCGAGUAUGACGAAAGUGAAAGCAGCGAUUUCUGGAAAUUCAACGACAACGACAACGACGACUUGAGCGACAAUUUGAUCCAAGAAGAAGCCCGAAACGGCGAUCUCUUCUCCGAUCACGACGAAGAAAUGGCGGAAGACAAGGCGAAAUACAAUUUUGCGUUUUUCAUGAUUUUGUUCGUCUUCGGCACGACAGGGGCCUAUUACGUGUUCACCACUGCGAAGAACAAGUUCUUUCCGCAGAGCAACGUAAGUCAAUACCUCAAAAGCAAGAGAUGGCGAUAUUGGGACAGAAGUCAGCACGAGCAAUCCUACAAGCUCCUCCCGAAAACCGACACGGACGUGAAACAAUCGGCGUCUUCUGAAGACAAAGACGAGUGGAACAACGACGACUGGUAA
Molecule: messenger RNA, 1809 nt
Organism: Oikopleura dioica
Lineage: Eukaryota; Metazoa; Chordata; Appendicularia; Copelata; Oikopleuridae
Source: the annotation of a GenBank genome assembly